AUGCAAGAGGAGCCAAAACCCCCCCAUCGAUAUGGCCUGCAGCUCCAGACGUCACUCUGCGCUCUCCCAUGGACCGAGGUUAGAAAAGGUGAAGUGGAGGCUGCUGCGCUCAGAGAAGCCGCUCUCAUGGGGGUCUUUUGGAGCGCCGUUCUGUGGGGCCUCAACGUGUGGCUCCUCCUCGUCCUCGGUCUCAUCAUGGUCCCGGCCAUGUUCGGUUUCUCUCUGGGAAUCUCUGAAACAUACAUGACGAUACUGGUCAAGACUCUAGAGUGGGCAACGCUGAACAUCCAAGAAACAAAAGCAGAGGAGCAGACUCUCAAAUCCAGUUCUUCUAACGGUCUGAUCCAGAGAGAGGGCGGCUCGAUGGAGACAGAGCUGGAGGAGCUGAGGCGCAGUCGGCCCAAACCUCCCGUCGGCGGAGACUUCACCCUCAGCGACUGUUUCUACUUUUCCCGCAAAGGAAUCGAGAGCAUCGUUGAGGAUGAGGUGACCCAGCGUUUCUCUUCAGAGGAGCUUGUGUCCUGGAACCUUCUGACUCGAACCAACGACUUCCAGUUCAUCAGCCUCAAACUAACGCUGGUGUACGGCCUGGGCAUCAUUGUCCGCUACUGCAUCCUCGCUCCACUCAGGAUUACUUUGGCCUGCAUCGGCUUGACCUGGUUGGUCAUCGGGACGUCUGCGGUUGGAUUCCUCCCAAACAACAGUGUCAAAUACUGGCUCAGCGAGUGGGUCCAUGUGAUGUGUUACCGCAUCUGCGCUCGCGGACUUUCGGCUGCGAUCCGGUACCACAACAGAGAAAACAAACCGCAGAAAGGCGGCAUCUGCGUUGCCAACCACACCACGCCCAUCGACAUCGUGAUUCUCUGCAACGACGGGUGUUACGCGAUGGUGGGGCAGGUCCACGGAGGCCUGAUGGGGGUGGUGCAGAGGGCCAUGGUGCGCUCCUGUCCUCACGUGUGGUUCGAGAGAGCAGAGAUGAAAGAUCGCCAUCUAGUGACCAAAAGGUUGAAGGAUCACGUGAGCGACAAGACCAAGCUUCCCAUAUUGAUUUUUCCUGAAGGAACCUGCGUCAACAACACGUCCGUCAUGAUGUUUAAAAAGGGAAGCUUUGAAAUCGGAACCACAAUUUACCCAGUGGCCAUUAAGUACGACCCGCAGUUUGGUGACGCCUUCUGGAACAGCUCCAAGUACAGCAUGGUCAGUUACCUGCUGAGGAUGAUGACCAGCUGGGCUCUAGUCUGCAACGUAUGGUACCUGCCGGCCAUGCACCAGCAGGAGGGAGAGGAUGCCGUGCAGUUCGCCAACAGAGUAAAGUCUGCCAUCGCCCAUCAAGGAGGACUGGUGGAUCUACAGUGGGACGGCGGUUUGAAAAGGGCCAAAGUGAAAGAAACCUUCAGGGAGCAGCAGCAGAAGCAGUACAGCGACAUGGUGGUGGGAGACGACAGCAGCAGCAGCGACUGA
This is a messenger RNA of Knipowitschia caucasica, 1461 nucleotides long. NCBI's taxonomy places the organism in Eukaryota, Metazoa, Chordata, Actinopteri, Gobiiformes, Gobiidae. The record is from the annotation of a GenBank genome assembly.